Messenger RNA from Saccoglossus kowalevskii, 613 nucleotides. Its product is annotated as transmembrane protein 145-like. The record is from RefSeq and is a predicted model, not a curated record. NCBI's taxonomy places the organism in Eukaryota, Metazoa, Hemichordata, Enteropneusta, Harrimaniidae. Gene Ontology annotation, biological process: G protein-coupled receptor signaling pathway; response to pheromone.
AUUCUUACAAGACCCGCAGCAGCCAAUCAGAAUUUUCCAUAUCAUGUCAGAACAUCACAGAUUGGCGCUAUAGAAACACCAAAUGGUACUGUCUCUGAAGACAUUGAUGCUUUUUCACACAGUGCAUAUGGUGCAAAUAAUUUUAUUGGUUCUUAUGCAAACACUAACUUUACAGAACUCUUUACCGUCAGUGGCAAUACAAUGAAUGGAGGAACUACAACAACAACAACACCUAAUGGAACUUCAGGUGAUGUUGUAAAAAAGAAUAAUAAUGAGGGUCUUGAGCGCCAAACUGACCCUAAUAUAUUUACCACAUCGAUGACAACGUCAGCCAACUCCGAUGCUUAAAUUUUAAUGUUUUUAAUAAUGACGAAUUUCUUGCUGGACAAGUGAGAAAAUGAAUCUUCCUCUUAUUUACAAUUACUGGAUCUAUCACCCCAAAAUGUGGGAUGAACCAUUUAUGGUAUAGGGGUGUAAGGUCCAAAUGUGUUGAAGUCCAUCCAUCCAUCCAUCAUAUCUAGCUUCUAUUUUUAGUUCAGUAAGUGUUAUUGUCUAUUUUACUCUGUUUUAAAUCUGUCAUUUGUAAAUUAUUCAAAUUGUAGUUCAUUAUCAC